AUGUCUCCCAGUAUACAGGAGAUCUUGCGGGCCAGGAAGGAGGAAAUGAUGAAGCAGAUGAUGCGCGAUCUGGAGGAGAAAAUGGCUGCCGAGGAAGCUAGGCUCAUGAUCACACAGAGCAUCGAAGGAGAGCAGGAAUUACCCGAGCACGCGGUCGAGGGCAAAAGUUCUGAUGAAAGCAGUACAGAACAGGCUGCCAAAGAAAAGUCCAAAGCUCCUGUUUUGCACCAACGAACGAUGACAGGCAGAGGAAAACUUUCACCAAUCGGAGUAUAUGCCAGUACCCCCGCGGCCGGCUCCGAAAUUAGCGAAGCAGACUCAGAUCAGAUAAGUCCCAGCGUUCGAGCUCAAAUUCUUGCGGAAAAAAGGAAGAGCCAGAAAAUGCCGGUCCGGUUUAGUGAGCCUGAAGGUGGACAAUCUCAAGGUCUGAGCUCCAACAAAUCCGUGGCAGCCAUCAGCUCGAAACCUUCGACGAUUGCAAGACAAGGCAAGACACCGUUACAACCGGCUAAGUCAUCCACCGCGUCGUCGUCAAAAACUCUACCCCGAAAGUCAGCCUCAAUUGUACACGACCAUGACACCGACGAAACGAGAGAAGAAUCGCCAGACCCCAGCGAAAACACCCCAGAUGAACAGGGAGUCGACAUCGGUGACGUGAAUAUGGGUAUGGACACAGGUGAAGAACUGCGACCAAACUCCAAGGCUUUUCGGCGAUCCCUCAACAUUCGGAUGGGCGUGAUGAUUGAAGGGACUGAUCAAAUUGAUAGGAAGAAAUUGAGGCUACGACGGCAAUGGGUGUUGGAGGAGUGUCUGAGCAAGGGCAUACGCUUGGACACUUCUUUCAAUUCUUAUGCUUAUGAGACGAAGAUGUGGCCUAUGAUCAAAUGGGUUGCAGCAACCGCCCCCAGGGACUGGGGCUGGGACCGCCUGUUGGUCAAGGACGUGAUUCGAACGAUGUGCUGGGAUCGGGGACGCAACAAAAGGAAUCGAGAACUCAGAGCAGCUGGCGUUCCCCCGGAUGCUACAAGAGCUCGCAGAAAACGACUCCCUCCCACGACAGCCGAUGAUAGUGGUGGCUCAGGCAAACAAGACAGUAGCCAAAGAGUCGAGACGGCUAUGGAGGCCGAUGGAGAAGCGGAUGAAGGCCCCAUGUCCACACGGAGAUCGACUGCCCCAACCAGCCCAAUAAUAACACCACCGCCACAGCGAUCACGUACAAUGAAUGCCCAAAACAAAGAUAAUCGCGGAGUUCAACAACCGGUGGUGCUGACGGCGCCAGCGGGUGGUCGAAACCAGGCAAGUAAAGUUAGCAAAGCCCCAACUGCUGCCACUAAAUCCAAACCCACUACAAACAAACGGCCGCAGGUCGAUGGUGGCGCUGAAGGUCCAAAAGCUAGCUCUCCCAUGGCCGUACCGAUCAGCAAAUUUGUUCGUGAUCGUAUGCAAGUUCAAAGUCCCCCUUCCCCGCAAUUUGAGUCAAGCCCCCUCGUCCCCCCUGCCCGCACCCCCGUUCAUUUGCAAAAAUUCAGGCAGCCCAAAUCAACAGCACCUGAAACUGUCAGUUAUGCGGCAAAAGAUAAAGCUGAUACAGACAAGGAGAAGGAUGUCAUCCAGGUGUUCAUGGGCAAAAGGGUUUUCCGUUUUGCCACCGACAUAGAAUGGGACGAGUUUGAACUUGAAAUUCAAAGUCGUGUUACUUUAGAGGCUGAUGAGUCUAUGUUUUACCGGGCGCGUGGUGGGCGUGAUAAAGAGUGGAAGCCUCUUGCCUAUCCUGUCGAGUUGGAAAGGAUGAUAGAACAAUACGCUGAGUGUGGGGCUGAAAUUUGUAUCAAGGAAGCGCGAGCGUUUAUAGAGGAGGAGGAGGAGGAGGAGGAUGGUGCUCGUGUUAGGAGUAGAAACAAUUCACUGCCUGCUGAAGAGCCUGGAGAACCUGACCUUGUGAUUGGAGGACAGGACAUCAAUAAUCAUUUCGAAAUAACACAAACUCUCGUCCCAAACACCCCGAAUGAUCACGAAAAGGACAAGUUGCCAAGUAGUACGGGAUUGAUAAGCCCACCUGAUUCGAACAAGGACUCGGCUUCACCGGAGGGCUUAGAGAUGAUUAACGAAAGCAAUAAACUUUGCAAAAGAAAAUUCUCGUAUCCUGAACAUGUCCAACUGCUAUCACCGGAGCCAUCUCAAGUACCAGAUUCACAAAUCCCCAGUACACAGACAGCUGUUUCGCCUAUCGUGAAGAGAAAACGAGGCCGCCCAAGAAAAAAUGAGAGUAUCCCGGAGUCACAACUGCCUGCUUCACAGACUGCAGAUCAAUUGCAAGAGGAUAUCAAUAAACGCAAAUCGACUAGGAAGAUUACCAAAAGUAUGAAAGUUUUAGAUAACGGAGAGACCCAGAAAAUUACCGGUGAUGCUAAUAAAUUGAAAUGUGCGAAGAAUAAAUGGAAGGAAGAGUGGGCUGGGUUUGAAACACGCAAUCCACCAGCGUAUUUAACUGCACGUGGAACGUCAGAGGCUAAGCCCGGGAGAUAA
Morchella sextelata is the source of this 2526-nucleotide messenger RNA. RefSeq lists its product as uncharacterized. Lineage: Eukaryota; Fungi; Ascomycota; Pezizomycetes; Pezizales; Morchellaceae. The transcript is spliced from 4 exons. The record is from RefSeq and is a predicted model, not a curated record. The coding region runs from base 1 to 2526 and encodes 841 amino acids.